AUGGAGUACCCAAAAAAAACACCCAACGGUCAACGAUUCGAUGUUGAUGUGAACAAAAACCCACUGCGAGUACAGUUGGUCGCCCCACCUAAACCCGUGACCCCGGAUGCGGAUUCAUAUGACCAGCGCUUCUCUUCUCUCCCGGACCCUGCCGAUGAACAUCUUGAACGCCACUCCUCCAAACCAGACCACCACCAAUUUAUCAACGCACUAGACACCAUGAGACCAACAAUCAUGAGAGCAGCUGCUCAAGCAGCCAAGGCAGCCAAGGGCGCUGAAACCGACGUCCUUAAAAAGGGAGCAAAGCGGGAUCCCGAACUCUUCAUCCUCGGUGGCAUCAUGACUGGAGCUUUGGGUCUUGCUGGAUACUACUUUGGCCGCAAGCCAACAUCCUCGACCUCCGAAGCGAAAGUGAGCAUUGCCGAGGGAAGCAUGCCAUGGCAGCAAGAAGUGACCGAGGGAGACAAGGCGAGAGGCGAGUACAAGUACAAAUACCACCCCGGUGCAGACCCAAAGAAUCCUCCUAAGGACGCCCCGAGUGCUCUGCACAGCGUCAUUGUCCCCAACGUCAACUUGCCCAAGGUGCUGCAUGACAAGUACAACAAAUGGGGCAAGGACGAAUUCUAG
This is a messenger RNA of Drepanopeziza brunnea f. sp. 'multigermtubi' MB_m1, 627 nucleotides long. NCBI's taxonomy places the organism in Eukaryota, Fungi, Ascomycota, Leotiomycetes, Helotiales, Drepanopezizaceae. The record is from RefSeq and is a predicted model, not a curated record.